Messenger RNA from Stegostoma tigrinum, 2981 nucleotides. It is a transcript of the gene chrm4a, whose product is annotated as cholinergic receptor, muscarinic 4a. Gene Ontology annotation, biological process: chemical synaptic transmission; regulation of locomotion; adenylate cyclase-inhibiting G protein-coupled acetylcholine receptor signaling pathway. Gene Ontology annotation, molecular function: G protein-coupled serotonin receptor activity; G protein-coupled acetylcholine receptor activity. The transcript has 4 exons. The record is from RefSeq and is a predicted model, not a curated record. Lineage: Eukaryota; Metazoa; Chordata; Chondrichthyes; Orectolobiformes; Stegostomatidae. Bases 725 to 2188 code for a protein of 487 amino acids. Gene Ontology annotation, cellular component: dendrite; synapse; plasma membrane.
CCGCUAUUUCUCUGGACUGAAGAAAGAGUCAGUGAUUUAACGGGGCGGCAUCACAUCCUCCUCAGUCUCCACCGGCUUUCCCAACGCGGCUGAAUGGGAGCAGGGAAGUCUAUUCCCUAGCCCCCUUAAAGGGCGGCGACCAAGUAGGGCGGACAGGGCUGGGCUGGGGCGAGACGUGUCCUUCCCCAAGAGUAACUCAGAAAAUGUUCCAAAAGAGGUUCGACAGAUGCGCGAAGAAUUUGUCCGUAACUCCCAGCCAGCAGACGGACUGGCAGGUAGCGCAACGAUUCCAGCUCCAACAAGUCCUGGGCAAAUCCUCCCAAGGAUUGUAACCGUACUUCAAGAGUUCUUACGAUAGCAGAUAUGGAGGCGGCGGAGUGUUUCAAGUUACGAACAUCCAAUUUUCUCUCUAUCUCAAAGAAGUGUGGAGGCUCAGUGGUUGAGUACGUCUGGGAAAGAACUUGAUAGAUUUUUAAAUACUAGCGGAAUCCAGGAAUUUGGGGAUAAUGUCAGAAAAUGCGGUUGAGACAAGCAUUUAGUCAUGACCUUCUUGAACUGCAGAGCAACCUUAAGGUUGGCUUAUGAAACUUGUGAGAGAAAACAAUCCAUUAACAACUCUAAAUUGCAACAUUACAAUCAGAAUGCUGACUGACAGCAUCUGUGGACUCUAUGGGAGAUUGGACGUGCUGGAAUUGUGCAUUUAGCUUGCUUUUGAUAAGGUUCCAUGUGUAACACGUUUGUAAAAACUAUUGUGCUGAAAAUGGAGAACGUAACAUUUGAGAAUGCUGGAGCCAACAACUCAAACUUAACUGUUGGAGUGACAAUGACCAGCCCUUAUAAGACUGUUGAGAUUGUCUUCAUAGCUGUUGUGACUGGAUCCCUUAGCUUGGUCACAGUGGUAGGCAACAUAUUAGUCAUGCUAUCCAUCAAAGUUAAUCGCCAAUUGCAGACCGUUAACAACUACUUCUUAUUCAGCUUGGCAUGCGCUGAUCUGAUCAUUGGAGUCUUUUCCAUGAACUUGUACACAGUCUAUAUUAUUAAAGGCUAUUGGCCUCUGGGAGCUGUAGUCUGUGACUUGUGGCUAGCAUUGGACUACGUUGUGAGCAAUGCUUCUGUUAUGAACCUUCUGAUUAUCAGUUUCGAUCGGUACUUCUGUGUCACGAAACCACUGACUUAUCCAGCUCGAAGGACCACCAAGCUGGCUGGGCUGAUGAUAGCGGCAGCUUGGAUACUCUCCUUCAUCUUGUGGGCUCCAGCCAUCCUCUUCUGGCAGUUCAUUGUUGGCGAGCGUAAGGUGAAAAAAGGACAAUGCUACAUUCAAUUCUUCUCCAACCCUAUUGUGACAUUUGGCACAGCCAUUGCAGCGUUCUACCUGCCAGUUGUCAUCAUGACUGUUCUGUAUGUCCAAGUCUCCUUUGCCAGCAGGAGUAGAAUGAAAAGUCACAGGACAGACAGUCAGAAAGAGAAUACUUCUCGAUCUUCCAACUUUUUCAAGAGUCACUUCAGCAAGCAACAGAAUAACAACAACUCCCCCAAGCCAGCAACGGACUCCUCCAGUGAGACGGUGAGGAAUGGAAAGGUAGAGGAAAAGCCUUCCACGAAACAGGUGUCUCUAAGCCAUCGCGAGGAGAAGGAAACCUCCAAUGAGUCCAGUUCAGCCAGCACUGUCCUCCCCAGUCUCAAAGAGAAAUGCACCAGUGACGUCAUACAGCACGCACAAGCUCCAAAGCUGUCCAAAAUGCAGAGCUCCAAGUGGUCAAGGAUCAAGAUAGUCACCAGGCGGACUGGCAACGAAUGUGUCACCGCCAUCGAGAUCAUGCCUGGAAACGCAACCAACAACACAGCAGCCAACAAGCCUGGCAUUGUCGCCAGGAAAUUUGCUAACAUUGCGAGAAGCCAAGUGCGAAAGAGACGCCAAGUGGCCGCUAGGGAGAAAAAGGUUACGCGGACAAUCUUUGCAAUCCUUCUGGCGUUUAUAUUCACCUGGACUCCUUACAAUGUCAUGGUUCUCAUCAGCACCUUCUGCGAUGACUGUGUCCCUGAGACAGUUUGGGUCAUUGGGUACUGGCUGUGCUACAUCAACAGCACUGUCAAUCCAGCAUGUUAUGCCCUCUGCAACAUUACCUUUAAGAAGACUUUCAAACAUUUGCUAUUGUGCAAAUACAAGAACAUUGGCAAUGCAAGAUAAAGUGAAUGCCAGAAUUUGGUCUGCAAUGUGUGUUGCUGAGACUUAAAGAUGUAAAUAUUCCACAGCGGUAUUUCCAGAGAUGCCAGAUUUACACUGUGCUUGUAUUUUCAGUAUAAAAUUCUUCUGUUUCCCUUCCUGAAGUAGAGCAUGUACAUACCGUAUAAGCAAAGAGAUGACAAUGUGAAAAUUAAAAUCAUAACUCAUCUGAAUAUUGUGCAGGUGCUAGUGGUAGACCAUGUCAGAAAUGUGCUUUUCCUUAUGUCCAGCUUCAGCUCAGCGACUCCAAUUGUACCAGGAUACGAAAGCUUGAUAUGUUGAGAGAUCUACUGAACUACUGUUACAAAAUCUUAAAUAAAAGUGUAAGAUAUCUAGACAACUGUGACAUGGCUGAGUGAAUGCUGUGACUGACUUUUAAUGGUUGAUAUCAAAAAUCCCAAGAAUGGUUUUUUGACAUCACCUACAUCCCAACAUUGAAUUACAGCCCUUCCCUCACCCUGGGCCAUUUAUACAAUGUAAUGUGAUCUUGGCAAAGCAAACAAGCCCGUAUGAAAGCUAAUAUUUGUACUGGCAGGGUCUGGUGACUGGAUACAAUGAGGCUGUCACUGUCGAAUGUUACAGAAAGGUACAAUAUCAGUACGAUAUAACAUUUAUUUAUGAUGGAGUUAUUUAACAAAAGAGCAGAUGAGGUCAGGGCAUAUGUUAAAAUGAACUUCUUGUAAUCUUUCCAAUAAUGCUAUGGCUGUUGUAACUUUUACCCUUUAAUAUUAUUUACAAUAUAAACAUUUAAAACAUU